Penicillium bovifimosum is the source of this 1608-nucleotide messenger RNA. RefSeq lists its product as uncharacterized. Gene Ontology annotation, biological process: amino acid transmembrane transport. Gene Ontology annotation, molecular function: amino acid transmembrane transporter activity. The record is from RefSeq and is a predicted model, not a curated record. NCBI's taxonomy places the organism in Eukaryota, Fungi, Ascomycota, Eurotiomycetes, Eurotiales, Aspergillaceae. The transcript is spliced from 2 exons. The coding region runs from base 1 to 1608 and encodes 535 amino acids. Gene Ontology annotation, cellular component: membrane.
AUGACCAUCGAGGAUCAGGUCACCAGUGUUCAUCAUGGUGCUGGGAGGGAAAAUAGUGAUAUCAAAAAUUUGGAUUCGAAGUCAGUAGAAGGUCGCAACAUUGAUGAAGAGAAACACAGCAAUGGCGAGACACGCCAAUUGCCGAACUUGCAACGAAGGCUCAGAAGUCGACAUUUACAUAUGAUUGCAAUGGGUGGUGCCAUAGGAACAGGCCUUUUCAUCGGCAGUGGAUCAGCAAUCCACACCGCAGGCCCUGUGGGCGCCUUAAUCGCAUUUGCAUUCGUCGGAUCGAUUGUGUACUCGAUCAUGACAGCCUUGGGUGAGGUAGCCACCUACCUGCCGAUUCCAGGAGCAUUUGCUACAUAUGCGACUCGGCUAGUAGAUCCCAGUCUCGGCUUCGCGAUGGGCUGGAUCUACUGGUUUUCAUGGGCGUCGACAUUCGCGCUCGAGUUGACAGCCACGGGGCUGAUCAUUCAGUACUGGGAUGAGACGAUCCCGAUAGCGAUCUUCAUCGCUAUUUUCUGGGUCGUCAUUAUCGUUUUGAACAUGUUUCCCGUCAGCUGCUAUGGCGAAGUCGAGUUCUGGCUAUCGAGCGUCAAAAUCAUCACCGUGUGCGGGUUUAUGAUCUUCGCCAUUUGUGUGAACGCAGGUGUUGGCAAGGAGGGAUAUCUUGGGUUCAGAUACUGGGUUCAUCCCGGUCCCUUCCACCCUUUUCUGAUCGAGGAUCCCAAGAAAGAUGCCCUGGCCAAAUUCAUCGGAUUUUGGGCGGUUCUGAUUACAGCCGGCUUUUCUUACCAGGGUACUGAGCUUGUCGGUAUUGCCGCAGGUGAAGCGGAGAAUCCUAGCAAGACUGUGCCAUCUGCGAUUCGGAAGACGUUCUUCCGGAUUGUCUUCUUCUUCGUGUUCACGAUCUUCUUCGUUGGAAUCGUCGUGCCAUCUGACGACCCGCGCCUGGACUCCGAUGCCACGAAUGCGAACGCCUCGCCAUUUGUCAUCGCUGCGAACAUCGCCGGUAUUCACGCCCUACCCAGUAUCAUCAACGCGGUUCUCCUCACCGUGGUGAUCUCAGCUGCAAACUCCAACGUGUACAGUGGCAGCCGCAUCCUGGUCGGGUUAGCCCACGAGGGCUUCGCGCCUCGCUUCUUUUUGCGGACCACGAAACACGGCGUGCCGUAUGCAAGUGUCGGUUUCACAGCGCUGUUCGGUCUGCUGGGCUUCCUCAAUGUGUCGAACUCCGGAGCCACGGUUUUCAACUGGCUGAUUCAGAUCGCUGGCUUGGCUGGCUUCAUUACCUGGGCUUCUCUCAACAUGUGCCAUCUGUCGUUUAUGAGGGCCUUGAAAGCGCAGGGUAUUUCCCGCGACUCUCUACCGUACAAGGCUACCUGGCAGCCUUUCUUUUCGUACUACGGCUUGUUUUUCAACAUCCUGAUCAUCAUUACUCAGGGCUUCACUGCUUUCAUUCCGUCAUUCAGCGUGACUGAUUUCUUCAUCAACUACCUCAGUCUCAUGUUGUUCGCCGUGCUGUAUAUUGGCCACAAAGUCUUGUUCCGCACGAAGUUUGUGAAGCCUGUCGAGGCCGACAUCGACCUCGGGCGAUAUGAAGAUUGA